This is a messenger RNA of Suillus plorans, 1365 nucleotides long. RefSeq lists its product as uncharacterized. Lineage: Eukaryota; Fungi; Basidiomycota; Agaricomycetes; Boletales; Suillaceae. The record is from RefSeq and is a predicted model, not a curated record. The transcript is spliced from 4 exons. The coding region runs from base 286 to 1179 and encodes 297 amino acids.
GUAGCAAGAAGUGUCCGAUACUGAUACCGCUAGACAAUAGCCGCGCAGUCCAUUUUUGUCGAAAUCAAAUUCAAGUUGAUGUUGAGCGUCUCGAGUGAGUCCGUCGGACUCAACGAGUAACCGACGACGCGGACGUUGAGUGAAGCUAAGUCCGGACUCAACGAGUAACCGAUAUAUACGAAAUGUUUUUUUGUGAAAUAAUAUGUUAUCAACUAGCGACAAGAUCGAUGUGUGUUCGGGAUACGGGUGUUUCACCCGUUGUUGAAAUCGAAUGUGAGUCACGUGAUGUCGGUGCUCGUUCUCUUGCUUCAGGCUUCGAUAGCGAACAUGACAACAGCAGCAAGAUGCACGCCAGGGCUUGCUUCCACCUCAUAUAAGCUCCCUUUCAUGACUUCAGCACUGAGAUUUAAAGGACACCGCAAUGUCCGCUGCUUCUCAUCCACGUGUCGACGAGCAGCCCACUUGCGCGAUCACUAUGCGACCCUUGGAGUCCCAAUCACAGCGACGAAGGCUCAAAUAAAGACACAUUUCUACCAACUCAGCAAGAAAUAUCAUCCCGAUGUUAGUCAGGACAGUACAGCACGGGGAAAAUUUCACGCAGUGAGUGAAGCUUACGCAGUGCUCGUGGACGAUCGAAAGCGGCGAGAGUACGAUCGUAGUAUCCGCCACGCAUCACCGUCGCAACCAUCCUCUCACCACCCACAAGCUACUACAGCACGUCCCUCCAAUCGAUCAGGGUCGCGCAAUGCAUGGCAAAAUAAUGCACGUCAGCAUCAGCACCGUGACCCCAAGUCCAGCCAUGCGCAUGACCCAAACGCAGCUUAUGACCACCCAUGGGAGCAUGCUCGAGCAGGCAAAUACACCUAUUAUAAACCUCCCCCCGGUGCACAUUCACGCACGUCCUAUACAUGGUCGCACACAAAUCCAUUUUCCAGCCCACACGUCCAACGAGCAACCGGUCGUAUGUCUGCAUAUCCUUCACCAGGAACGGGCCCGUCUGAUGGUAGCAAUGAAAGUAUGGCUAAAGAAGAACCACGACCGAAAAGAACGCAAACGGACGAGGACGUAGCUGCAGCGGAGAGUGUUAUAGGGCGUGUGUUUGCGGUGUCUGGACUUUUAACUUUCAUGUUAGUGAUAGCCCAGUUUGCGGGUGCGCCGUGGGGCAGUGCGCAUGCAUGAAUCAAUGAAUUUUGUAAUCAGUUUGUCGAAACGCAUAGAAGACUAGUUGGAAGCCCAAUACUACAACAGUACUUUCCUGAUACAUACAUUGACUGACUAUCUACGCCACUUCCCUCCCGCGGGUAUCUACCAUCCAUCAGCACAGGUAUUACCGUAUUAGCAGAUUGUGACGUGAGGUCUUCUAUA